CAUGUUUUAUUAUGAAGGUCUUAAACCAGACGUGUUUGUCUUGUUUGUGUUAACGCGACCGCAUCUCGCAAACAUGUCUCCUCGUGUAUGAUUGCGUCUGUUUGGCAACUUAAUAGCAGCACGCGUGAAAGAUUUUUUUCACCAUUGACGACUUAGCCGCCUCGUGACAGGAAUCCUACAGAGAUGUCCUCCCCAGGAGAUGGGCCUGUCGGACAGGCUCCCACUGGGCUUGAGUCUAUCAUCAGCGUCACCAUUGGGGCGACGGUACCCACGGGGUUUGAACACACAGCUGCAGAGGAGGUCCACGAGAAGAUUGGUGUAGAAGCCCGCAUAAGUAAAGACCGCGGUCGUAUUUACUUCACCAUUACUACCGACAAGCUCUUCCAGGUUCACCUGCUCAGGUCUGUGGACAACCUGUUUGUGGUGGUCGAUGAAUAUGAUCAAUACCAAUUUAAAGAAUCAAAGGAGGAGACGUUGGCAGAGCUGCAACAGCUUGCCUCCAAGCUUCCGUGGACGAAUGCCUUGGAGGUGUGGAAACUGAACCGCACUUUGAAAAAGAGAAAAGGCCAACGUAAAGGAGCUAAUGGCGCUAGAGGUAAGCCCAGCAGUGAGGUCGAAGAGGCGAUUCCGGAUGACAAGUCACAGGCUGAGGAGCUGCCUGUACCCGAUGACCCAAACAAGACCGAGGUGGCACCUGACACCGAGACCAUCACGCAGGACUCUGAGGAAACAGAACCCAACGUCACCCCUCCAAUAAUCAAGUUCCGUGUGACGUGCAACCGGGCUGGUGACAAGCACAGCUUUUCCUCCAAUGAGGCAGCAAGAGAUUUUGGUGGAGCGGUGCAGGAGUUCUUCCAGUGGAAAGCAGACAUGACAAAGUUUGACAUUGAGGUCUUAUUGAAUAUACACAAUAGUGAGGUGGUCAUUGGCAUCGCACUCACUGAAGAGAGUCUUCACAGAAGAAACAUCAGCCACUUUGGACCCACCACACUGCGCUCCACCUUGUGCUACGGCAUGCUCAGGUUGUGUAAACCUCAGCCAUCCGACAUUGUACUUGAUCCAAUGUGUGGAACUGGAGCUAUACCUUUGGAGGGGGCGUUGGAGUUUCCUGCAUCCUUUUACAUUUCUGGAGACAACAAUGACAUGGCCGUAAACCGCACAGUAAACAACGUGUGUCACAUUCAGAAAAGGAAAGAAGACAAGGGCUGUGCACCCGGGCUGCCCAUUGACACAGUCCGCUGGGAUUUGGCCAGUUUACCAAUGAGGUCCAGCUCAGUUGAUAUCAUCGUCACUGACAUGCCCUUUGGAAAAAGGAUGGGGUCCAGAAAGAAGAACUGGGACCUUUACCCCUCCUGCCUGAGAGAAAUGGCGCGUGUUUGUAGGCCGACUUCUGGAAAGGCAGUGCUGUUGACACAAGACAAGAAAUGCUUUUCCAAGGCUCUGUCCAGAAUAGGGGGACUGUGGAGGAAGCAGCACACUGUUUGGGUCAAUGUUGGUGGUUUACACGCCGGAGUGUUCGUGCUCAGGAGGACCGGCGCCGCAUUUGGCCAAACUCCCGAAGAUAUCUACGAAUCACAAGGGACAGCGCGUACCGAAGGAGAUCAGGACGACACGCAGCGCUGUUAGGUUGCAGUUUCCCCUUUCCGCCAUCCCAUGUAUGUUGGAUUAACAUAAUUUAUUUUUUCUUACCUGAUUUUUAACUUUUUUUUUGUGUGUGCACUUUUUAUGUCGAGUGGCCAACCCUCAUUUUGCUCCACAUCCUAACAAAAAGAAAAUGCCGUGAUUAUUAUUUUUUUAUUACCCUUUUGUUGCCUUCACUUCAAAUACAAGAGCAAAAUGUAACAAAUGUGUUCUCAUUAUGUGGAGGUGUAUCUAAUGAAUUGUGACACCAGUGACCAGGCACAGAGUUACGUUGAUUUCAUGACACUUAUUGAAACUGGUUUUUGCUAACUUUUUUUGGCGAUCAAUAAAAUAAAAAAAUAAAUAAAUUUAAAAAAAAAAGCUGUUGUCAUGGGAAGGGUUAGUUGUAAAUUACCAGUACUCAAUUUGUCAUACAGUAGCACUAAAAAGUAUGUCCAAACAUUUGAAUCUUACUCUAUGUUCAGUGUGGUACAGUAAAUUAUUAAACUUAUUUGAAUGAGGAAGUGGAAAGAAAAAGUGGCAUUUGUCGAAUGUCGUGCCAAUGAAGAUUUGCAUGGACUAACUAAUGAUGUACAACCCUGCCAGAGCAACAAAACUAACUUUAUCGUGUUUUCUUCCUGCUGUCAUUAGCUUCCUGUUCGUGACAAUAUACCGUAAGAAGAUCCAGUGUUUCUUUAUAAGGAAUACUGUAUAUAAUUUGAAAAUUAACCUUGGGGCCAUAUUCGAUCAAGCCAUGCUUUUUAACACAGAACUCAUAACCAGUUCCUGCUUUUUUCUAGCCCAAUAUUUCUGGAUAUGGUUUGUCGUUGUUACUAUUUAUCUUGAUUUCAUAUUAUGUCAUUCUGAACUGGAAAUGUUCUAUUGCGCUUUUGUUUCCUGACGUCAUUUGCAAUUCUCUUUCCUCCUGUCUCAACAACACUUAUUCAGCCGCAAAUUAGUCUUGCAAAACCUGAAGCUGAGAUUCAUAACGUCGGAACCGUGCAGCAGACCUGCUUAACCACAAGGACACGUCCUACGACCCAAAUUAGCGCUGCAAUCUGUUCCUCACAAGCCAAAUUUAACAUUUUUGUCCAAACAGGUGUACCUUUAGUUGGUUAGUCUUUAAAAAAAAAAAAAAAAAAAAGAACAAGGGUGGUCUAAUAAUUUUUCCCAUGAUUCUAGAGUUGCUACAUUUGAUAUAAAAACUCUACACACGCCAAUUAAAAUGCCAGUGUUUUAUCCUAUCAAAAGAUGACACAAAUAAAUUCAAACUAUUUUACACAUUUAAUAAGACCAAGUGUGUCAACACCCUCGUAAGUAGAAC
This is a messenger RNA of Syngnathoides biaculeatus (alligator pipefish), 2944 nucleotides long. It is a transcript of the gene thumpd3, whose product is annotated as THUMP domain containing 3. Gene Ontology annotation, biological process: tRNA methylation. The record is from RefSeq and is a predicted model, not a curated record. NCBI's taxonomy places the organism in Eukaryota, Metazoa, Chordata, Actinopteri, Syngnathiformes, Syngnathidae. The transcript is spliced from 10 exons. Gene Ontology annotation, molecular function: RNA binding; tRNA (guanine) methyltransferase activity. The coding region runs from base 184 to 1626 and encodes 480 amino acids.